Molecule: messenger RNA, 473 nt
Organism: Peromyscus eremicus (cactus mouse)
Lineage: Eukaryota; Metazoa; Chordata; Mammalia; Rodentia; Cricetidae
Gene: Camk2n2
Product: calcium/calmodulin dependent protein kinase II inhibitor 2
Exons: 2
Coding region: 195-434 (79 amino acids)
Biological process (GO): negative regulation of protein kinase activity
Molecular function (GO): protein kinase binding; calcium-dependent protein kinase inhibitor activity
Source: RefSeq, a predicted model, not a curated record
CCCGCCGCUGCCGCCGCCGCCUGCCCAGCGGCCCGGGAGGCGGAGGCGCGGGGGAGGAGGCCCCGCUCGGCUCCGCAGUCCCGGAUGCUGUAUGACUUCAUCCUUCCGCCGGCUCCCCUGCUGAGCUAGGGCCGGUCCGGCAGCUAGCCUCUGCCCGUGCCCCGCCGCAGUCCCUAGCCCGCCCGGUGCCCGCCAUGUCCGAGAUCCUACCCUACGGCGAGGACAAGAUGGGCCGCUUCGGCGCAGACCCCGAGGGCUCCGACCUCUCUUUCAGCUGCCGCCUGCAGGACACCAACUCCUUCUUCGCCGGCAACCAGGCCAAGCGGCCCCCCAAGCUGGGCCAGAUCGGCCGAGCCAAGAGAGUGGUGAUCGAGGAUGACCGGAUAGACGACGUGCUGAAGGGGAUGGGGGAGAAGCCUCCGUCCGGAGUGUAGACGCGCCGGCUCUGGCGGCGGGCUCCGGGCCCAGCCCCG